AUGUAUAGAUACACGAUCACCCUAUGCUCUCNACCAAUUCGCUCUGUGGUAUGGCCCACACCCGCUGAUUCUGUGUCCGAAACUCCUGAUAGACACUCCUCUGGACAUCAAUCCGAUGCUUCACCCUCGGGAAAGAGAGGCAGCAGUGGAGGAAGUAGUAGUAAUAAUCAGGCGGCGGUGGAUGCGUUGGCAGCGGGGAUGAGUGGGUUGAAUUUUGAGGAGACUGGGGAUGACGAUGGUUUUGAGUUUGGCAAGGGUGGUUUUACGGAGCAUGCUUGUAGAUAUUGUGGGGUGACGAAUCCGGCUUGUGUGGUCAGGUGUAAUGUGCCUUCAUGUCGGAAGUGGUUUUGUAAUUCGCGGGGGAACACGUCCGGGUCGCACAUCGUGAAUCAUUUGGUGCGUGCUAAACACAAGGAAGUGUGUCUUCAUAAAGAUAGUCCCCUGGGAGAAACAAUCCUCGAAUGUUACAAUUGUGGAUGCCGAAAUGUGUUCCUUCUUGGGUUCAUAUCUGCCAAGGCAGAGAGUGUUGUUGUCCUUCUUUGCAGGGAACCUUGUCUAAGUGUUAAUGCCUUGAAGGACAUGAAUUGGGACUUGAGUCAGUGGUGUCCCCUUAUAGAUGAUAGAUGCUUCUUGCAGUGGCUUGUCAAGGUCCCAUCUGAACAGGAGCAGUUGAGGGCACGCCAGAUCAGUGCUCAACAAAUUAAUAAAGUUGAAGAACUUUGGAAGACAAAUCCUGACGCUACCUUGGAGGAUCUCGAGAAGCCUGGUGUUGAUGAUGAACCUCAGUCUGUAGCUGUGAAGUAUGAAGAUGCAUAUCAGUAUCAAAAUGUAUUUGCCCCCCUGAUAAAGCUUGAAGCUGACUACGACAAGAUGAUGAAAGAAUCUCAAAGCAAGGACAACAUGACAAUCCGAUGGGAUAUUGGUCUCAACAAGAAGCGUAUUGCAUAUUUUGUUUUUCCCAAGGAAGAUAAUGAGUUGCGUCUUGUUCCUGGUGAUGAGUUGCGGUUGCGUUAUCCAGGAGAUGCAGUUCAUCCAGCUUGGCAUUCAGUGGGACAUGUGGUAAAACUUACUGCACAAGAGGAGGUUGCACUUGAACUUCGCGCUGGUCAGGGUGUACCAGUUGAUCUGAACCAUGGUUUUAGUGUUGAUUUUGUUUGGAAGAGUACAAGUUUUGAUCGGAUGCAAGGGGCAAUGAAAACAUAUGCUGUUGAUGAAACAAGUGUUAGCGGAUAUAUUUACCAUCACUUGUUAGGCCAUGAAGUUGAGGUUCAGAUGGUCCGUAAUACUCUUCCUCGUCGUUUUGGUGCACCAGGCCUUCCAGAGCUUAAUGCAUCCCAAGUUUUUGCUGUAAAAAGUGUUCUACAGAAGCCAAUAAGUCUGAUUCAAGGUCCACCUGGUACUGGGAAAACUGUCACGUCUGCGGCAAUUGUAUACCAUAUGGCCAAACAAGGACAAGGGCAGGUUUUGGUCUGUGCUCCAAGUAAUGUGGCUGUUGACCAACUAGCUGAGAAGAUAAGUGCCACUGGCUUAAAGGUUGUUAGACUCUGUGCGAAGUCCAGGGAAGCUGUUAGUUCUCCUAUUGAACACUUAACUCUUCACUAUCAGGUUCGACAUCUAGACACAUCAGAGAAGAGUGAACUUCACAAGUUACAGCAACUGAAAGAUGAACAAGGAGAAUUGUCGAGCAGUGAUGAGAAAAAAUAUAAAGCAUUGAAGAGGGCAACAGAGAGGGAGAUUUGUCAGAGUGCUGAUGUUAUUUGUUGCACAUGUGUUGGUGCUGGAGAUCCUCGAUUGGCAAAUUUUAGAUUUCGCCAGGUGCUCAUUGAUGAGUCUACUCAAGCAACUGAGCCUGAGUGUCUUAUUCCAUUGGUUCUUGGUGUGAAGCAGGUUGUGCUUGUUGGUGACCAUUGCCAGCUUGGUCCUGUCAUUAUGUGCAAGAAAGCAGCCCGUGCUGGGCUAGCCCAGUCUCUGUUUGAACGCCUUGUGCUGCUUGGAGUGAAACCAAUUAGAUUACAGAAUAACCAUCUUUUCCCUAAUCUCUUAAGUUUUACAGGAGAAUUGUCGAGCAGUGAUGAGAAAAAAUAUAAAGCAUUGAAGAGGGCAACAGAGAGGGAGAUUUGUCAGAGUGCUGAUGUUAUUUGUUGCACAUGUGUUGGUGCUGGAGAUCCUCGAUUGGCAAAUUUUAGAUUUCGCCAGGUGCUCAUUGAUGAGUCUACUCAAGCAACUGAGCCUGAGUGUCUUAUUCCAUUGGUUCUUGGUGUGAAGCAGGUUGUGCUUGUUGGUGACCAUUGCCAGCUUGGUCCUGUCAUUAUGUGCAAGAAAGCAGCCCGUGCUGGGCUAGCCCAGUCUCUGUUUGAACGCCUUGUGCUGCUUGGAGUGAAACCAAUUAGAUUACAGGUUCAAUAUCGCAUGCAUCCAUCGCUUUCAGAAUUCCCUUCAAACAGCUUUUACGAAGGCACUCUUCAAAAUGGAGUAACCAUCAAUGAAAGGCAAUCGCCAGGCAUUGAUUUUCCUUGGCCCGUGCCAAACCGUCCCAUGUUCUUCUAUGUCCAGAUGGGACAAGAAGAAAUAAGUGCCAGUGGAACAUCCUAUUUGAAUAGGACUGAGGCUGCAAAUGUUGAAAAAAUUGUGACUACUUUCUUAAGGAGUGGAGUAGUCCCUAGUCAGAUAGGGGUGAUAACACCAUAUGAAGGCCAGCGGGCAUACAUUGUUAACUAUAUGUCGAGAAAUGGUGCAUUAAGGCAGCAACUUUACAAGGAAAUUGAGGUUGCAAGUGUAGAUUCAUUCCAAGGAAGGGAGAAGGAUUACAUUAUUUUAUCUUGUGUGAGGAGUAACGAGCAUCAGGGUAUUGGAUUCCUGAAUGAUCCACGCAGGCUUAAUGUUGCACUCACACGUGCCCGUUAUGGUAUUGUCAUUCUGGGGAAUCCUAAAGUUCUCAGCAAACAGCCAUUGUGGAACGGCUUAUUGACACACUACAAGGAGCAUGAAUGCUUGGUGGAAGGACCUCUUAAUAACUUAAAGCAGAGUAUGGUUCAAUUUCAGAAGCCCAAAAAGAUUUACAAUGAUCGCAGGCUUUUCUUUGGCGGUGGACCAGGAAUAGUUCCUAAUGAUACUUUUGGGUCUGUUGCCUCCUCAAGCCCAAAUCCUGAUAGGAGGAGCAGUCGUUCUAGGGGUUCUUUCAUGCCACCAGGGCCACCCAAUGGUACACCUAAACCUGGACUGCAUCCCGCUGGUUAUCCAAUGCCUCGGGUUCCCCUUUCACCUUAUCAUGGUGGCCCUCCUUCUCAGCCUUAUGCUAUUCCUACACGUGCUGUGCUUGGACCUGUUGGAGCUGUACCACAUGUUCCUCAGCCUGGAAGCCGGGGUUUUGGGGCAGGGCGUGGGAAUGUGAGUACUCCUAUUGGCAGUCAUCUUGUACACCAGCAAAGCUCCCAGCAACCCGUUGGAAGUCUUGGGUCUAACUUCAACUAUCCAGCUUUGGAGAAUCCAAAUAGCCAGCCAUCUGUGGGUGGACCAUUAUCUCAACCUGGAUAUGUUUCUAAUAUGACAGUUCAAGGUCCAAGUCAAACAUUUCGUGAUGGGUUCUCUAUUGGUGGAAUGUCACAGGAUUUUUUGGGUGAUGAUUUCAAAAGUCAGGGCUCGCACGUUCCAUAUAACGUUACUGACUUCUCCACACAGGCAUCUCAAAGUGGAUAUGCUGUUGAUUAUGUUACUCAGGGGGCACAAGGUGGUUUCCCUGGAAGCUUCCUAAGCCAUAAUUCUCAAGCUGGAUAUUCUCGCUUUGGUGCAGGAAAUGAUUUCAUGUCUCAGGACUACAUGGCUCAUGGUUCACAAGGUUUGUUUACGCAGGUUGGAUUUAAUGAUCCAUCACAAGAUGAUGCUUCACAAAGCCACUUUGGUGUGGCCAAUGCCAAUCAACUUCAGUCUCAGGGUUUGUUGAAUCCUCUCUACUCCCAGCCCUUUGCCCACUACAACACACAGCCAUUAAACAUGCAGGAUCCACAGCAGCAAGCCCAGCAGGUACAGGCCUCUCAAAAUCAGAAACUCCACUACAAUGGUUGAGGGAUUUUGAGACUUGUGUGUGAAUUGGGUUGUAGCCUUUGCAUCCAGCAAUUUG
This is a messenger RNA of Ilex paraguariensis (yerba mate), 4117 nucleotides long. NCBI's taxonomy places the organism in Eukaryota, Viridiplantae, Streptophyta, Magnoliopsida, Aquifoliales, Aquifoliaceae. The record is from the annotation of a GenBank genome assembly.